AUGGCUUCCUCGUCCCAUCGUCGAGGUUCGCCUGCUGAACCACGGUCCGCCCAGGAAGCCACCGAACACGCAGAGCCAGACUUCCCACCACCACGACGGCAAUCCAGCAUUCGUUUCUCAGAGGACACCAAGACUGCUUCGCGGUCACCAAUGUCGCGUAUGGCGCGAUCUUCGGUAUCGGAUGAAAGUACGCCUAUUAGGCCCACGAGCAAUGAUGACAGGCGGGACUACCGGACUCAGUCACAGCAUGCCGAGGACGAGCGGGCGCCAGAAGACGAUAGCGUUCCAUGGUACAAGAGAAUAGCAGACAAGUAUGGUGCGGUGGAACUGGAGAACAAGGGAUCAGUCGCUCGAGAUCACUUGGCGCUGGAGCGCACAUUUCUGGCAUGGCUGAGAACAAGUCUUGCCUUCGCUAGUAUUGGUAUUGCCGUUACUCAGCUAUUUCGUCUUAACAGCAGCAUCAAGGAGAGCAAACGUAAGGCUGCAGCAGUACCUCUGUCCCCUUUGAUCGGGGGCUCGAUUCCAGUGGACAUGUUACCAAUACUCCAGCAGCUGUCCGAGAACCUGCAGAGCAACACUCCGGCUACUCAGCAGAAGCUAGGACCCACGCUGCUGGACCAAUUGCUCCUCCUGCCCGCAGUCGAUGCGGCCGGCACUGCAAGGGACGACUCAAUUGUGGCUACCGACGUGCCCAUACAUCGAAUGCGGCACGUCGGGAAACCUCUGGGCGCGACAUUUCUUGGUAUAUCUAUACUCAUCCUAUUCAUAGGCCUUCACCGAUACUUCGAGUCCCAGCACUGGAUCAUUCGAGGCAAAUUUCCGGCGUCCCGAGGCAGCAUUUUCAUUGUUGCCUUUCUAGCUGGAGCACUCAUCGUUGCCAGUCUGGUGGUUGUUCUCGUCAUCGCCCCUACAGCCGUCGAGAAUUGA
This is a messenger RNA of Cyphellophora attinorum, 927 nucleotides long. RefSeq lists its product as uncharacterized. Lineage: Eukaryota; Fungi; Ascomycota; Eurotiomycetes; Chaetothyriales; Cyphellophoraceae. The coding region runs from base 1 to 927 and encodes 308 amino acids. The transcript has a single exon. The record is from RefSeq and is a predicted model, not a curated record.